Zeugodacus cucurbitae (melon fly) is the source of this 7435-nucleotide messenger RNA. RefSeq names its product poly(rC)-binding protein 3 (gene mub). Gene Ontology annotation, molecular function: mRNA binding. Gene Ontology annotation, biological process: regulation of RNA metabolic process; regulation of gene expression. The record is from RefSeq and is a predicted model, not a curated record. The coding region runs from base 1234 to 3138 and encodes 634 amino acids. Lineage: Eukaryota; Metazoa; Arthropoda; Insecta; Diptera; Tephritidae. The transcript is spliced from 14 exons. Gene Ontology annotation, cellular component: nucleus; cytoplasm.
UCCCGAAAAUUGCUCGAAGUGCAGUGAAUUUUUGCUACGAAAAAUAUUCAGUGUCAAGUGUUGUAGAAGAAUUAUUAAAUAUAAAAUAUAAACGCAACAAUUAAAAGGAUAUUUGUGUAAUUUUGUAUGUGUGUGUGUUAUAAAAAAACAUUUUUUUUCCAAAAUACUGGCCGGAUUCUGAUACGAGUUUUGUGCAUUAUUUUACAAGUCGUCUGACGCCGUUUGUGGAAUACACAUAAAGCAAAAUUAAUAAAGCAGUGUCAACAGCGAGAAGUCAAGAAAACAAAAAGGAAAGGAGUUGUAAAUGCUGUAGAAAAAAACAACAAAAAAAAAACAAAAGGUAAAUUGAAACACGGUUAAAUAUUUGCCGACUUUCUUCAAGACGAUAUAUUGCUUAUAAAGCUUUCGAUUUAGCCAUUUGAAUAGCAAUUUAUGCUACUGCCACAAUUCUCGUUGGACUUUUAGGCGUAUUUUUUGAUUUUUGAAGCAUUUCACUGCGCGCUGCUCACGGUCGUACGUACAGGCGGACGGACGUAGCAACACAGCGUCGUCAUCUUCGCUGCUUGUGUUUCUGUGUGUUGGUGUGUAUUGACGCGCUUAACCGCAGCAGAGCUACUCAAUACACAACAACAACACAGCGUUGUAGAUUUUCACACAACAUUUAUUCUGCUCUACCAGCCAGCGGAGUCAGUCGUUAGUCGCAUCGUGCAUUGAGCGUGUCGAGGGCAAUAAAAGUGGCGUUGUCAGCAGCAAUAACAACAAAAAGAGUAUACACAAUAUUAUUACAGCAAGUACAUUAAAAGUGUGUAAUAAAAGCGCGAAAAAAAGUGGCGUGAAGUGCAGCAAUUAAAUAAAGAAAAGUAAAAUAAAAGCAAAAAGUUUAUUAAAAAUAAGCCAGUAACUUGUAAAAAACGGAAAUCUCAAUAAAUAGCAACGCGCGCACACACACCACCCUCUCUCUCACUCACUCUCUUUCACACACCGCCGCUAUUAAGGCAGCUCCAGUUAAGGCGCCAGCAGCAGUACAUGUGUGUGUGAGUGCUGCAAGUGCAAAUUUGCGCUAGUGUGUGUAUUUGAAAAGCAAGCGAAUUUAAGUGUAGCGCAAGAAAAAAGAAAAGAAAAAUAAGAAAAACAUAGUAAAUCAUAGCAAAAUUACAACCGCAAAUACCGCAGCAUACAAGAAGGUAAUCAACAAUAACAGCAAUAACAACAGUAACAACAACAACAACAAAUAUGGAAGACAAUAACACAAGUACGCCAAUGAAAACCGACGAAUCAGUCACAUUAACAAUAAGGCUGAUAAUGCAAGGCAAGGAAGUCGGCAGCAUUAUUGGCAAAAAGGGCGAGAUUGUGAACAGAUUUCGUGAGGAGUCUGGCGCAAAGAUCAACAUCUCGGACGGUUCAUGCCCGGAACGCAUUGUCACUGUGUCUGGCACGACCAGUGCGAUCUUCUCGGCAUUCACGCUCAUCACAAAGAAGUUUGAAGAGUGGUGCUCACAGUUCAGUGAUGUUGGCAAGGUUGGCAAAACUCAAAUACCAAUACGUUUAAUUGUGCCCGCCAGUCAAUGUGGAUCGUUAAUUGGCAAAAGUGGCUCAAAAAUCAAGGAGAUACGUCAAUCCACUGGCUGUUCGAUUCAGGUUGCCAGCGAAAUGUUGCCAAAUUCAACAGAGCGUGCCGUUACUUUGAGCGGCACUGCCGAGCAAAUAACCCAAUGUAUCUAUCAGAUUUGUCUCGUUAUGCUGGAGUCACCACCAAGGGGCGCCACCAUACCGUAUCGACCAAAACCGCAAGUAUCUGGACCAGUCAUUUUGGCAAACGGACAAGCCUAUACCAUACAAGGCAACUAUGCUGUACCCGCACAAGAGACAUGUCCAGUAUUUCCGUUGGCCUUGGCCACCGGUGGCCUACACGCUGGCAUCUCAGGUUUGACAGAUCCUCUCUUGAAGGGGGCACAUUUGCAAGGAGCGGUGCCGGCUGCCCAUCAUCAUCUACAGCAUAUACCCGAUGUGGCAAAGAAUCCAUUGGCCAGCUUGGCAGCGUUGGGUUUGGCUGGCAUAACACCCACCAACACCGGUGGACUGAAUCCCACAGCAGCUUUGGCCGCCUUAGCUGGUUCUCAACUGCGUACAGCCAAUACAAGUCGUACACAACAACAACAACAUGAAAUGACCGUCUCCAAUGACUUGAUCGGCUGCAUUAUCGGCAAGGGUGGCACGAAAAUUGCCGAAAUACGUCAAAUUAGCGGUGCAAUGAUACGCAUUUCGAAUUGUGAGGAACGCGAGGGUGGCAAUACCGAUCGUACGAUCACGAUUAGCGGCAAUCCAGAUUCGGUGGCAUUGGCUCAAUACUUAAUCAACAUGAGCGUUGAACUGCAGAAGGCUAAUCUACAGGAGGCGAACAAUGGCGCCGCCGCCAAUGGACAAGCCAACAAUGGUAGCAACAGCGGCAACAACAACAGCGCCAAUGUCACUAAUGGCGCCAGCAAUGGCAAUGCCAAUACGAACAGCAACAAUGGUAAUCACAUAAGCGGCGCAAACGCAUUGGGUGGCAACAAUGCCGGGAGUGGCGGUGGCGGCAGCAGCAAUGGCAGCUUGAGUCAGAGCGGUGGCAGUAAUCACAGCAGCAAUAAUAGUUUAAACAAUUUAAAUACCAACUCGAGCAAUGCGAACAACAGCAAUACCAACAACAACAACAGUACACAACACUCAACCACAGCCAUGACAAUCACCAAUAACAGCAGCAACAGCAAUAGCAACAACAGCAACAAUACGAGCGGCAACAAUUUAACCUUAAGCACAACUUCCAACAAUCCAACCAAUCCAUUUUCCACUUCAUUGCCAUUUUCGAAUACACCAAAUCCAUUUGCCAACUCCACCACAGUCAGUUCGCUAGCCACAGCUAUACCGUUAGCCCAGUUGCUAGCCAAACCGGGCGCUUUGAAUGCGCUCUCCAGCCUAACGGCGCUCGGCGGUCUCACCGAUCUGUUGGGCGGUUUGGCCACACUCAAUGGCCCGCCCAUACAGACGACCGGUGUGCAUCGCACCAAAAGCUUUGCAUCGACACGUUUUCGCAGUCACAAUCAUGCGGAUGGCGGUGCCGAGAGCGAAAAGACGCGCAAUAAAUUCAAUCCAUAUUAGAGUAGUUGAGAGGGGAUGUAUGAAAAGUAGGCGUGAAAGUUUCGUGGUAGUAGUAUGUAGACGAAGUUUUAAGAUUGUAGUGAAAGCGUGUAAGCUUUUAGAAAAUAUAAACACGUGAAAGCUUUCGAAAUAGAAAAGUGUAAUUUAAAAGCUUCAUCAUGUUCAAGUGAAAGCUUUCAAAUCAUCAUGUUUAAGUGAAAGUUUUAAAAUUAUGUUUCAAUGAAAGCUUUUAAGUCAAAUCAUGUACAAAUAAAAGCUUUCAAAUCAUGUGUAAAUGAAAGCUUACAAAUCAUGUUUAAAUGAAAGCUUUCAAAUAUUGUGCAAUGACAGCUUUCAAAUCAUGUUUAAGUGAAAGCUUUCAAAUCAUGUGUAAAUGAAAGCUUUUAACUCAAAUCAUGUCUUAAUAAAAGCUUUCAAAUCAAGUUUAAGUGAAAGCUUUCAAAUAUUGUAUAAAAAAAAGCUUACAAAUCAUGUUUAAGAGCAAUCUUUUGAAUUAUAAAAACAUUGAAAGCUUUCAAAUCAUGUAAAAGUGAAAGCUUUUAAAUUAUAAAAAUGUGAAAGCUUUUGAAGUACAAUAAGUUAGCAUUCGUUAUGCAGAGAAGGUAUUGUAGGGUUUACAACACAUAAAAAAGCUUAAUAAAAAAUUGUUUGUAGCUUCGAAAGUAAGCCUGUAGCGCAUGCGCCAAAGCUCGCAUAUAAAUUUGAGGUUUGAAUCGAAGUGAACGCGUAUUUUUUUCUCAUUGUUUGGUAGUUGACGUCAAAGUAGUAUUAGUAGUUGUACGGUAUGCUUUUGUGUGCCACGUAAUUGGUUUACAUAAAUUUUUGGCAAGUUGAGCACACGCUUGCAUUUUAUUAUUAUUAUUUUUUACUUGAUUUUUUUUUCGGGUAAUAGCAAACACUAGGCAUUAGAGAUACAAAAUACAAAUGUACGUACUAAUUGAUAUUUACAUAAAUUUACAAAUUGUGUGAUAGAAAUCGAAGAAACCCACAAUCAGCAGACACACGUAGAUUGGAAUUUAUUAAUUAAAUUAAAAUUAAUCGAAUUAAAUUAAAAAUUAAAAAAUGCAAAAUUUUGCAUCAAAUUAAGCAAAUUAGUUUUUUAGUUAUAUUUUUGCCAGCUUGUAAUUAUGGCUUUAACAGUUUUUCAUAAAACGCCUCUUCUUAGUUUAACAUCAUCAUGUACUCACUCAUACACUCAUGCCACCCACCACAUGCCUACUAUUGCCACACAGUUUUUGUUUUUCAUAGAAAUUGGAAAAACUAAUUUCAAUUUUUAAAAAUUAAUUUUUUCGAUUUUCAAAAUUAGUUUUGUGUUCAUAUUUAAAUUUUUCAAAUAAUUCGAAAUUGAUAAUAAGAAAAUUUAAUAAUUUUUCAAAUUCCCUAAAUUUAUUCAUAAAUACGAAAUUCGAAAUUGACAAAACAAAAUUAAAUUAUUUUUGAAAUUCGACAAAUUGGUUCAAUAAUUCGAAAUUGAAAAUUUUAAAUACAAAAAAUAAUUAUUUUCUAAAUUGAAUAAAUUGGUUCAAUAAUUCGAAAUUGAUACAAAAAAUUAAAUUAUUUUCGAAAUUCAACACAAUUUAUCCAAUAAUACGAAAUUCGAAAUUGACAAUAAAAAUUAAAUUAUUUCCAAUAAUACGAAAUUGAAAAAAAGUGAAAUCAUUUUCGAAAUUCAAUAAAUUGGUUCAAUAAUUCGAAAUUCGAAAUGGAUAAUAAAAAAUUUAAAUAUUUUUUAAAUUGAAAAAUAAUAAGCAUUUUCAAAAUUCAACAAAUUGAUCCAAAAAUACGAAAUUCAAAAUUGAAAAAAAAAAAUAAAUCAUUUUCAUAAUUCAACAAAUUGAUCCAAAAUACGAAAUUCGAAAUUGAAAAAAAAUUAAAUCAUUUUCAAAAUUCAACAAAUUGAUCCAAAAAUACAAAAUUCGAAAUUUAAAAAAAUUAAAUCAUUUUCUAAAUUCAACAAAUUGAUACAAAAAUACGAAAUUCGAAAUUGAAAAAAAAAAUUAAAUUAAAUUCGAAAUUGAACAAAUUGAUUAAUAAUUCGAAAUUUAUAAUAACAAAUUUAUUUAUUUUCGAAAUUCAACAAACAGAUCCAAAAAUACGAAAUUCGAAAAAAAAAUAAUUAUUUUCGAAAUUAAAUAAAUUGCUGCAAUAAUUCGAAGUUCGAAUUUGAAAAUAAAAAUUUAACUAUUCAACAAAUUGAUUCAAAAAUUCGGAAUUGAAAAUUGUAAAUUAAAAAAAAUAUUUUUUUCGAACUUGAAAAUGAAAUAAUUUUCGAAAUUCUACAAAUUGGCAAUCACUCAUGCAAGAACUGCAGCUAUUUUUACAAUAUAUUGUACAAUAAUAAACAUAAUUUUUAUCACCUUAAAUCAACCAUCAUCGCAUAUAUACAUAUACAUACAUACAUACAUACACAUAAUUGCAUACUCAUAAUGUUUUGAUAAUUUUUUAAGUUAAGAAGAAAAAAAAUAGUUUUUAAGUGCAAAGGAGAUAUGUUAUCAUUGUAGAUUUUUAAGCAAAAUAAUGAAAAAACUAGUUUGUUAGCGCUAAAUAACAGCAUUAAAGCGAAAAACCAUCAACAAAAAAUAUAUUGUUUCUAUUGCAAUUUCGAAAUAUGUUUUUUAAAAAAUUUAUUAAUUUUGAAAAAUUUGCAAGCUUGUUUAAACUUAUUUUUUUUCUAUUAAGUUAUUGGCAAAAUUGCUUUUAUUAUUAUGUUUUAGAAAUAUUAUUGAGCGUUUGUAGUGAAAAAAUAUUGGGCAACAUGACAGUUAGUACAUAAAAAGUAGCACAUACAAUUUUCGAAAAUCCAUUUUUACUUUUAAAUAUAAAUAUAAAUGCAAUUGUUGUAUUAUUACGCAAAAUUAUUGUUUUUCUUGCAAAUUAUAUAGAAAAUAGUUUCAUUAAUUGUAGUUGUAGGUAAGAAACAGGUUUCGAGAACCCGUAGUAACUAAAGCAUUAAUUUAUAAAAAAAAAAAAUUAUUAAAAUUAACUACAUUUACUAAAAAUUGAAAAUCAAUCAGCGUACAUACACACAUAUGCAAGUCGUAUACGAAUUCAAAACGCAGCUGUUAGAUUUUUUAGAAUUUUACAUAAUGCUGAAUGAAUAUGUAUAGUUUUUAAUUGGAAAAGACCAUUUAUGAAAAAUUGUGAUGAAGAAAAAAUUGAACUCAAAUUAUAUAACGAAUGAAUAUAAGUAAAAAUUAUAAAAAAAAAUAUGUGGGUAUUGAGAGUUUAGAGUAUAUAAUAUAUUAAAUAAUAUGAAAUUGGAAUGCAAAAAAAUAUAAUAAAAAUUGUUUGUAAAAAAAUAAAUAUGAUUUUAAAAACAAAAAUUUUCUUUUUCGUACAUUCUUUGAAAAUCAACAAUGAAAAAAUUAUAUUUGAACUCAAAAUGGUAGACGACUUAGCUUGAAUUUUCCAGACCUGCCGUUACCAACUAAACUCGACUGACUCCGUUUUUCGCACAAUAAAAUUAAAAUUACAAUAAAUCAAAUGCAAAUUUCGAAAUUUAUAAUCGGCAGAAAAUACUCAAGAAUUCACCGAAAAAUCUGCGAUCUCCUUAAAGCAGCAAACACUAUUCGAAAACUUCGAAAAAAAAUUCGAAGUUUUAGUUUUCGAAUUUCGAAAAAUAUAGUAUAGUCGAAAUUACCGAAAAGUUGAUUAUGGGGGAAAGUUAGUUUUACUGUAAAGAAAUUAACCUACAACAACUCCCAAGAAAUCUUUUUGCACAUCUUCGAAACGAUCAUAUUCGAAUUAGUUUUCGAAAUUCGAAAAAUAUAGUAAAGUCGAAAUUACUGAAAGUUGAUUAUGGGAAAGUAUAUUUACAGUUUCAUUUAUUUGAACCUACAACAACUCCCUAGAAAUCUUGUUGAACAUCUUCGAAACGAUUAUAUGCGAAUUAGUUUUCGAAAUUCGAAAAAUUUAAUAAAGUCGAAAUUAAGUCUCGUAUAAGAAAGGUCUCUUCAACGUAAAAUAUCAUCUACAUCAAUUCAUAAAAAAUAGUUUUGAGCAUCUUCGAAACGAUUAUAAUGGAAAUUAUUUUCGUUAAAUUAUAACAAAUCACUUAUCUAACUAAAAAUCAUGGAUAAUAACACACAAUUAAUAAAAUUAUGCUAAACAGCAAAUCAAAAUUGAAAAAUAAACCUACUUUGCUCUCAUUGCCCACAAAAAUUGACUGAUGGGAAGCUUUAAGUAUAUUAAAAAGAAGUUUCUCAAACAAAUAUUAUUUUUUAGUUAUUGGCGUUAAUAUAUAAUAUAUAAAUAGUUUUCAAAAUCCUUCAAACAGCAAAAGAAAAACAGGUAUUAG